CAACUUAAAACAACCAUUUACUACUAAUUUCAGUAUAAUUUCACCUUCAUAUAUCUAAUCACACCCUUGUUCAACAAAAAAACCCAUCCCUCUCUUUCCUCUUUCACCCAUGAAUCCAACCCAUCUCACCUCAAAAUCAUAAACCCACAACACCAAAAUCAAAAUCACAAAAAUCCCAAAAAAAUUCCCAAAAAGAUCAAAAAAGAACACAACCCCACAUACCUGACACACACCCAUAUCUCAAGAUUCACAAAUAUUCAAACCCACAAAUGGAAAAAGAUCAAGAAAGAUGAAAUCUUGAUUGAUUUUCUUGAAAAGAUCAAACCUUUUUUAGUUUUCUUGAAUUUCUGGGUGAUUGGUUUUGAAGGGUAGUAUGUAUAGAUCUGGAGCUGUGAUGGCUUGGAAUGUGUUUAGAUUUUGUACGGCACUCAGAGGGUUAGGUUCUGUAAUGAUCUUGUUGGUUCUUGGUGUUGUGGGUGUUUCUUAUUACGCCGUCGUUUUGUCCAUCUAUGGCCCUGCUUUGACUUCUGGUGGUCUUGAUUCGUUCAUUGCACUUGUUGUGUUGGUCUUGUUUCAUACUCUGUUGGUAAUGCUAUUAUGGAGUUAUUUCUCUGUGGUUCUUACUGACCCUGGUGGUGUGCCACCUAACUAUAGACCGAUAGUAGAUGAAGAAAGAGGGGAUGUUGACCGGUUGACUGGAUCCGAAUUCAGUUCGUUGACCACAUCCGAACCAACACACGCAAGAAUCCGCUAUUGUCGAAAGUGUAACCAUAUAAAACCUCCUCGUUGUCACCAUUGUUCUGUUUGUGGAAGGUGUGUGCUAAAAAUGGACCAUCAUUGUGUGUGGGUCGUUAAUUGUGUUGGUGCACAAAACUACAAGUACUUCCUUCUCUUCCUGUUUUAUACGCUUCUCGAGACAUCGCUUGUAACGUUAUCCUUGUUACCGUAUUUCGUAGCAUUCUUUAGUGAUGGAGAGAUUGCCGGGUCCCCCAGCACGCUAGCAACCACUUUUCUUGCCUUUGUUUUGAACUUGGCUUUCGCGUUGAGUGUUUUCGGGUUUUUGAUUAUGCACGCGUCGCUUGUUUCCGGGAAUACUACCACAAUUGAGGCGUACGAGAAGAAAACCAGUCCAAAAUGGCGAUAUGAUCUCGGCAGAAAGAGGAACUUUGAACAGGUAUUCGGGACCAGUGAAAGAUACUGGUUUAUUCCGGCUUACAGUGAUGAAGAUCUACGUAGAAUGCCGGCACUACAGGGUCUCGAGUACCCAUCAAAGCCCGAUUUGGAUUCCCAAGAGUUCUAAAACAUGACACGAAAAACAAACAUUUUUCUUCAUUUAUGGUAUACAUCAAACUGGUUACAACUAAUUUCGUUCGGGCCUCGGGUUUUAAGCAGUAGCACUUCAGGAUACAUACAUAGAAAGAUGGCUAUGAGAGCAGAUGAAGCGGAUUUCGACUUUAGACUAAUUGGGUUUUGAUGAAAUUACUGUAUGAUUUAAGUGUUAAGGUUCACACGAUAUGUACAUUAGUAACGUUUUCGCGAACUAAUCAUAAUUAGUGAACUAGUUCUUUUUGUGAUGGUUUGGUGUUUAAUGUGACAUUUGUGUCAAAA
Helianthus annuus (common sunflower) is the source of this 1608-nucleotide messenger RNA. Its product is annotated as probable protein S-acyltransferase 14. The record is from RefSeq and is a predicted model, not a curated record. Gene Ontology annotation, biological process: protein targeting to membrane; peptidyl-L-cysteine S-palmitoylation. The coding region runs from base 374 to 1300 and encodes 308 amino acids. Lineage: Eukaryota; Viridiplantae; Streptophyta; Magnoliopsida; Asterales; Asteraceae. Gene Ontology annotation, cellular component: endoplasmic reticulum; Golgi apparatus. Gene Ontology annotation, molecular function: protein-cysteine S-palmitoyltransferase activity. The transcript is spliced from 7 exons.